UAUAUUAUUUUGCAUUCAUUUCCUGGAAAUUGAGUAAGAAUUCGGAGGAUGACUAAGUCUAUGUGAGCAUUCUCUUGUUUGUGCUAUUGCAGGCUCAAUAGAGGGUUGAAAACAUAAUACAUAAUAUAUUAUUUUGCAUUCAUUUCCUUGUAAUAGGUGUUCUUACUUCCAUAUCUCAAGGCAAAAGCAUCUAUUCAUCCUCUAAAUUUCUACCACAAAGAGAAUUGCACAAAUUGCAGACCUUCCCUCGACUCAAAUCUCACCGACUCAAGCCCGAGGCGCACGCCGUACAGAACAAGAGACGCCCCGUACGCCACCCAAGUCGUCCCGUGAAGCCCGAACUGGUUCACCGUGCAACCCACGAUCACAUUCCCGAUCAGAAAAUUCAAAACGCCGAAAUCGUCCCUGACGCCCACGCACGCCAGGUUGGCCACCCAUGCCACCGCCAGUUGGAAUUUGAGAAAGAAACUUCUUGGGGAUUUACAACUUUGACAGUUUCUGUGAUGUUGAGAUUGAGGAAGAAACUUCGUGGGGAAAGACUAAACUUCACUAUACCUACACUACCUUCCCUCGACUCAAACCUCACCGACUCAAGCCCAAGGCGCACGCCGUACAGAACAAGAGACGCCACGUACGCCACCCAAGUCGUCCCCCCAAACUGGUUCACCGUGCAACCCACGAUCACAUUCCCGAUCAGAAAAUUCAAAACGCCGAAAUCGCCCGCGACGCCCAAGCAUGCCAUAUUUGCCAGCCAUGCCACCGCCAGAUACAGAAACGCCACAACAUGCCCGAACGUGGUCAGCCUGAAAAAAUUCUGGAAUAAGACGGUCCCCACCAUCCCCACCCCAAACCUGACCAACUUCCCGACCCUCCUCCCCAUAAACGCCGACAAAGCACGCGACCCCUUCUCGGCCAAUGGCACCAGCUCCAGGAAGCAAACAUCCAUAGGGCCCUCCUCCGCUGACGUGGCCAUGAAGGGCUCAAUCCCGAGGGCCCCCGCACUCAACGGUCAUGUGAAUCCCCACGUUUAUGUUUCCGUUGGCCGUCAAGUAGUAGUCGGCAGCGAUGAUGAGCAAGAAGUUGAGGAUGGUGAAAAUAUGAAGCGGCUGGCUAGGGUUUUAAUCAGGGGCGGGAAAAAAUGGAGGCGGGCCGAGAGGAGGAGCGUGGCAGAUAGGGCGGGCCCGCAAAGGAAGGCAUUUCCGAUUUGGGCCUCGUCGGGCGGGGAGUACUUGGCGGCAAGGCAGAAGAGGGCGCGGCGGUCGACUGGGAUUUUGAGGCGGGGGCGGAGGAUGAGGGCAAAAGUGGAAGAGCAGCAGGUGGAGGUGGCGAGGGAGUGCUUGAGGAGGGACAUGAAGGCCGGGUGGACAGAGUCGGAAAGGUCGGUUCUGUCCAAGGAGUCGAGGCCGAGAUGUAGGAAUGUGAUGCCGAUGAGGGGCCAGAACCAGAAGUACCACCAGGCUGGGAUUUCCAUUGAUGAUUCUUGUUCUUGGGGAACAUUUGACUCGACAUUUUCUUACAAUGGAAGGGGAAAUGUAGUC
This is a messenger RNA of Striga asiatica, 1538 nucleotides long. The record is from the annotation of a GenBank genome assembly. Lineage: Eukaryota; Viridiplantae; Streptophyta; Magnoliopsida; Lamiales; Orobanchaceae.